CUUGAAUUUCCCUUUUCUUCAUUUCAGCCGCUUCCCUUAUUGAAUCUCGUUUUCCUGUUCCGUUCUCUCCCUUUUGCUCUGCUUUGUGAAUGCCACCCGCUCGACAUGGCCAAACCAAAAGGCACUGCAAACUCGACUUUGGUCAUUCCCCGCGUAUUGACCCGGAGAGCAAGUCGCUUCGCCGUCGCCAACUCGUCCCUUGCAACUGAUAAUCCGUCACAACAGGGGAAAACAGACAAACAAGCACUUGGUACCGCUACUAUUGCUCCCACCUCGUCUACUCGCCAAUCUAAAACAACCGCUGUAUUAUCCAAUGGAUCAGGCGACAACUUGACCAAAUCAGCAAAGCGACGGCACUCACCCUCCAGUUCGAUUGAAUCCGUCAAAAAGCGAUCAGGCACAUCCAGGCCCGUCGGAACAUCAACUACAGCAGAAGCUCAGAACCCAGCUGAAAGUCCAAUCAAACAUUCCAAAGACACAAAAGCGUCUCAACGGAGCGAAAAGAGAAAAGAAAGAUUAGCAGAACUGGAAAACAUCGAAAGAGCGAUCAUGAACGGAACACAGGCAGAUUAUAAUAAUCUUUUGCAAGAUAUCCAAUUGAAGAAAGACCGGUCUGUGGACGCUAUUGGGCGAAAACGUGAUCUGCAGCAGGUCAAUAUAAGAAAUAACUUUGUCUCUCUGGAAAAAAUGGCCCAUGAUGAGUAUCAGGUAAUAAGCAUUGCGCGAGUGAUUUUUUUUUGUUUUUGUCAAAUGCAUUCAAUCAGCAUUCGGUCUGAUCGAUAUGGUUAAAUUAAGUUGGAUAAAUUAUCGCUUCGACGGUCAAUGAUGCACCUCGUACAGCAAAAGAUCAUUCGACUGCAGCAAGAAUACUCUGCACGCUCGGCCUCUCAAGGUAAACACCAACACCAAUCACGAUCUCCUCGCGACAUUCGACCCUUUUAUUCAACUACUGUUCCCUAUUUUCUC
Molecule: messenger RNA, 966 nt
Organism: Radiomyces spectabilis
Lineage: Eukaryota; Fungi; Mucoromycota; Mucoromycetes; Mucorales; Radiomycetaceae
Exons: 2
Coding region: 106-789 (227 amino acids)
Source: RefSeq, a predicted model, not a curated record